CUUUUCUGCCAAUCAACAGAAGACAAGAGGUCGUCCUGUGUAUGUCAUUUCUCGAGAACAGCUGGAAUUCUUCAUUGAAGCUGGCUUUACAAGACGACAAAUGGCAGAUCUUCUGCAUGUGUCUGACUCAUCAGUCAAGCGAAGGCUUAGAACCUUUGGUCUAAAGCUGAGGCAGACAUUCUCGGUGCUGUCAAAUGAUGCAUUAGAUGAUCUUGUACGAGAAGUGACCCAAGGGAACCCAUCCCUUGGUCAGAGAAUGGUUCAAGGCCUGCUGCAGAGCCGAGGACAUAAAGUUCAGAGGCAGAGAGUUGCUGACAGCCUCAUACGAGUUGAUGCCGCAGCAGUGGCUUUGAGAUGGUGUCAUUCCAUAAGACGACCGGUCUACAAGGUUGCAGCACCAAAUUCAUUGUGGCAUAUUGAUGGAAACCACAAGUUAAUCAGAGUGAGAUCGGAUAAAGGUCGGAAAAACACAGGAGUUGGAGCCUUCAUGAUCUCCUAUCAAGGCCCUGGUCGUGGAUCCUUCAUUACUGGGAAGAGCGUCCACAACCAGACGAUCAAGCGGCUCUGGAGGGACAUGUAUUCUGCAUGUACCAAUGUGUUCCACCAGCUCUUCCAACAACUAGAGGAGACGAGUCGCUUGGACCUGAGCUCAGAAGUACACAUGUGGUGCUUACACCUCGUGUAUGUUCCACUCAUUCAGCGGGCCUUAGACCGCUUCCGUGAUAGAUGGAACUGCCACAGACUGAGUGAGGAGAGGGGCAGAACACCCACCCAGCUUUAUCUGCAGGGCAUGAUAGAGCAUGCAGGACGUGGUCAUCGAGGGGUUGAUGACAUGUUCUUUGAACCUCAAGAGGAACAAUUGAGUGUCUCAGAGGAGGACUAUGGAGAAGAUGAGGAAGCUCCUGUAGCCUCAGCAAAUGACGAUAAGCUACAGGUGUCCUCUGUUACAAUGCCCAUUGACCAUGAACAAAUGGCAGAACUAACUAAUAUAAUUAGACCCUUGUAUUCAGAGGAUGGUUUGGCUGUUGACUUGUUUGAACAGGCUGUGUCCUUUUGUUCCCAGGCAUUAAACAUAUAAUGACGUAUACUGAACAGUUCUAAGUGGUCAUUGGGUGUUGUAACAGAGGACACCUCUGGCUCAUCGUCGUUUUCUAA
This is a messenger RNA of Dreissena polymorpha, 1155 nucleotides long. RefSeq lists its product as uncharacterized. The record is from RefSeq and is a predicted model, not a curated record. NCBI's taxonomy places the organism in Eukaryota, Metazoa, Mollusca, Bivalvia, Myida, Dreissenidae. Bases 101 to 1078 code for a protein of 325 amino acids. The transcript has 3 exons.